This is a messenger RNA of Mya arenaria, 1161 nucleotides long. RefSeq lists its product as uncharacterized. Bases 1 to 1161 code for a protein of 386 amino acids. The record is from RefSeq and is a predicted model, not a curated record. NCBI's taxonomy places the organism in Eukaryota, Metazoa, Mollusca, Bivalvia, Myida, Myidae. The transcript has 3 exons.
AUGACUGAAGUCACUCUAGAGCUCAUGACAGACAUUGAUCAAAUUUUAUUUAUCGAAAAAGGUAUUCGAGGUGGUAUUAGUCAAAUAUCAAAUAGAUACAAAAAAGCAAACAAUGAGUAUUUGAAUGAUUAUGAUCCUACAAAAGAAACCUCAUUUCUAGCUUAUUAUUAUGUCAAUAAUCUUUAUGGUUACAGUAUGUCACAACAACUACCAACAGGCUUCUUUAAGUUUUUAGAGAAGGAAGAAAUUGAUACUUUUGAACCUGAAAAAAUACCAGAGGAUGGAUCUAAGGGGUAUAUUCCAGAAGUAGAUCUAGAAUAUCCAAAACAUUUACAUGACAGUCAUAACGACUACCCAUUAGCUCCGGAACGUAAAUUCACACCCAAUGAAAAAUUAUCUCCUUAUGCUCAACAUGUGUUGAAACAUUUACACAACAGUGAGGAACUUCCACCCAGAGCAAAGGUGGAAAAAUUACUCACCACUUUAGAAAACAAACAGAAUUAUGUACUUCACUAUCGCAACCUGCAACUGUAUCUCCAACUCGGUCUAAAAUUGAAAAAAAUACAUAAAGUAUUAGAGUUCCAACAAGAGGCUUUCAUGAAACCCUACGUUGAGUUCAACACCAAAAUGCGACAACAAGCCAAGACUGCUUUCGAGAAGAACUUCUUCAAACUCAUGAACAACUCGGUCUUCGGAAAAACCAUGGAAAAUCUUCGGAAGCAUCGGUCCGUAGAACUUGUUCAUACAGAAAAACGACUACAGAAGGUGUCAUCCAAACCCACUUAUAAGAUGCACCGGAUUUUUUCUGAAGACCUUGUUGGUGUUGAAUUAAGUCGCAAAAAAAUUAAAUUAAAUAAACCAAUUUUUGUUGGAAUGAGUAUCCUUGAUUUGUCAAAAUAUACCAUGUACGAUUUUUAUUAUAAUCAUUUGAAAAAUGUGUAUGGUAGCAACGUUGAGCUAGAAUUAACGGACACAGAUUCAUUUUUAGUAUCAUGUACAACACCGGACAUUUUCCAAGAUAUGUUGGCCUAUUCACAUUUGUUUGACACUUCAGAUUUCCCUAAAGAUCAUUUUUUAUAUAUUUAUGCAAGUCGAAGAAGCUUUCAGGCACGUCAACUAGCCAUUAGGCAAGUCGAAGAAGCUUUCAGGCACGUCAACUAG